AUGUUCGUGUUUGCUCUUCCCUGUCCCCCGCAGGCCCGCCAGCUCAUCCUGCAGUAUGGCUUGACCCUCAGUGACCUGGAUCGACACCCAAAGAUCGACCUUGCCAUCGAUGGUGCUGAUGAAGUAGAUGCUGAUCUCAAUCUCAUCAAGGGCGGCGGAGGCUGCCUGACCCAGGAGAAGAUUGUGGCUGGCUAUGCUAGUCGCUUCAUCGUGAUCGCUGAUUUCAGGAAAGAUUCGAAGAAUCUCGGGGAUCAGUGGCACAAGGGAAUCCCCAUCGAGGUCAUCCCAAUGGCUUAUGUCCCAGUGAGCCGAGCUGUGAGCCAGAAGUUUGGGGGUGUGGUUGAACUUCGAAUGGCUGUCAACAAGGCUGGCCCUGUGGUGACAGAUAAUGGGAAUUUUAUCUUGGACUGGAAGUUUGACCGGAUACACAAAUGGAGUGAAGUGAAUACAGCUAUCAAAAUGAUCCCAGCCUGUUUGAGUUGGGAUAGUCCUGAAGCUGAUGGAAGUUCAGAGGGGACUUGCCUUGAAAUAAGGCCAUCAUCUCUGCGUAGAAUCUUUCCUUCCAGGAGCUGGACUGCAGCCUCUUUUUGUGGACUCUCUUAAGCAGGGGGGAAAAUGACUCAGUUAAUCCACAUUCAUUGGAUGCAUGCCAAAGGCAAGAUGUUAUGCUGUGUGUUACAGGGGAUACUUCAGUUUGGAGGACUUGUAAUCUGUCCUUAAGGAGAAUUGAUGUAAACCUGUGGAAAUCUGUGUGUAUGUGUAGAAGCCAUGCCUACAAAUAAGAUAGAAUGUGCUAAAUUCUACUAGAGGAAUACCAAGAGUCUAGAGUGCACAAAAAGGUUCUUUUUGGCAGAAUGCGAGGAUGUUUUAUGGUGUAGAGGUGGUUUUUCACCCGUGCCUUGGCAUAACAUAAGUUUGACAUGGUGCUAAGUGUCUAAAAAGGUUUCCUUUGAUUCCUACUUUGAUGAGGUAGUUAUAGAGGAGGACAGUGGCUGAGGAAGGUUAAGCUGCUUGCCCAAAGACAGCACCAGGAUGGGCACCCUAAGGUGUCUACCACUACACCCCAUAUGUUCAAUGUUUACUUGCUGAAGCACCAGGUGAGGAGAGUCUGUGUGAAAUGAACAUUUAGAGCCUUAGGGAGCCUCUAAUGCAGCUGUGCCGGGGAAUGAUGGAAUAAGAGCCAGGAUGGGGCCCUGUGUGAAGGAUGGGUGGGCAGUGUAGAGAUGAGUUAUGAGGCUGGAGCCCUAGUCCAGGCUAGAGGAGGUAUCAAGGACUCAUACAAGGGGAUUAAAAGGAAGAGGCAGUCUUGAGGUAUCAGCUUCUUAGGAUAUUGCGAGACUAAGAGGCUAACGGAAUAUUCCCUAUCAUGGAAUAUUCUUGGGCCAGAACUGGCUGACAGGACCUUUCAGACCAGUUUAGUGGAGCAGACUAUUCUGCAUAAGGAUCCUAACCCAGCUGUGCUCUGGCGUGUUACCUCUUAGCAGUUAGUUAACAUCUCUGUGCCUGAGUUUCUUCCUAUGUAGAAGGGGCUAGUUAAUUCUAGUACC
This is a messenger RNA of Piliocolobus tephrosceles (Ugandan red Colobus), 1547 nucleotides long. Its product is annotated as ribose-5-phosphate isomerase-like. Lineage: Eukaryota; Metazoa; Chordata; Mammalia; Primates; Cercopithecidae. Gene Ontology annotation, biological process: D-ribose metabolic process; pentose-phosphate shunt, non-oxidative branch. The transcript is spliced from 6 exons. Gene Ontology annotation, cellular component: cytoplasm. The record is from RefSeq and is a predicted model, not a curated record. Bases 1 to 603 code for a protein of 200 amino acids. Gene Ontology annotation, molecular function: ribose-5-phosphate isomerase activity.